Messenger RNA from Caenorhabditis remanei, 597 nucleotides. RefSeq lists its product as uncharacterized. NCBI's taxonomy places the organism in Eukaryota, Metazoa, Nematoda, Chromadorea, Rhabditida, Rhabditidae. The record is from RefSeq and is a predicted model, not a curated record. The coding region runs from base 1 to 597 and encodes 198 amino acids. The transcript is spliced from 2 exons.
AUGGCAGCCAGUUCCUCAUCUUCAUCAUCUCCGCCUAAACAGAACUUCCUGGAUUCAUUUCCAGCAUUUCGUCGGGCACGUACUCCUCCACCGAAGAAUACAGAUUCAGAAGUUGAUUGUACACCAUAUGAACAUAUCAAAUACCGUCCAUUCUGUCAGACAAUCCGUUUGAGGAAACGAAGAAAGGCGCAGAAUAAACCAAAGAGACAACGAUUAUCAGUAAUUAUGGAGAACUUGAACAUGUUCGAAUGGUUACAUCGAGUUGGAGCUCAUAAAUCCAUGACAACUGAUGAACUUCUCUUCGUACUCACCAAUGGACUGUUCCAUCAAGACAAAGGAAAUGUUGCAAUUGUCUUCAAUAAAGAUAAUAGAACUGGAAAAAGUGCGACGAGUCGAAUGAAUGCUGCAUUCGGAAAAGCUGACGAUAAGAAAGAUGCAGUGAAGGAGUUCAUGGACGCCCACAAUUCUCCAAAAGUUAAUUUUUCGGUUCCUGAGAAUAUCAAGAGAUACGGAUGUGGUCAUGUGAUUAGGAAUGAUUUUUACGAGGAGGAAGUACCCUCUCCGAUUAGAGAAAUUGAAAUUGUUACUUUGGAUUAA